This is a messenger RNA of Coturnix japonica (Japanese quail), 2298 nucleotides long. RefSeq names its product catechol-O-methyltransferase (gene COMT). Gene Ontology annotation, cellular component: axon; membrane; dendrite. Gene Ontology annotation, biological process: developmental process; dopamine metabolic process; catecholamine catabolic process. The record is from RefSeq and is a predicted model, not a curated record. Gene Ontology annotation, molecular function: catechol O-methyltransferase activity; magnesium ion binding. NCBI's taxonomy places the organism in Eukaryota, Metazoa, Chordata, Aves, Galliformes, Phasianidae.
AACUUCUGCGCUGGCCAUACGUGCCACGUCCCAGCUGAAAAAAGAAUUAAAUCCCUUGGGCCAAAUUCAGUCCUGGAGUUGCUUGAUUGAAUGCAGCACAUUUACACUGAGCGCAGAUUUGGCUCAUACCUGACUCUGUCAGCAUUGGCUGUGCUGUAACUAAGUAACGAGAACACUGUCAGCGAGAGGAGACAGAUAGCUUGAUAGCUUUCUGUGAGAUUAUUAGAGCACUGAGCACCUUUAAGGAGUGCAGAAAUCUGUGAAAGGAGGAGUUGGGAAAAAGGACACCGCUCCUUUUAGAGGCUGUGUAACAGAGCUGAUAAGCUAUUCCUCUGAUGUGAUUGAACGUGACUGAAUACUGCGGGCUCGUGGACUCUUAUUCUAUAAAGCACACAUCAGAACAGCACAGGAAAAGAUUGGAGGGAACAGCUUCUGCUGUGCUGAGAAAGAUGCUGGAGAGCUCUUCAGUCCUUUUGUUCAUUGUCUUCGUUCUGCUUUUCAUUUCCUUGCUCUUCGUGGUAAUCAUCAGGAAAAAUGGCACUGCUGCCCUGGUCUGGCAUGAAAUAAUCAAGGAGAAAAUAACCAAUUUCAUCAUGAAUCAGAGCAAAGAACAGAGGAUUUUAAAUUUUGUGCUGCAGAACGCAGUCCGAGGGGACCCCUGUAGUGUGAUGGAAACUAUAGAUAAAUACUGCUCUGAGAAAGAGUGGGCCAUGAAUGUGGGCGAUGAAAAAGGUGUAAUUCUGGACAAGACAGUGGAAGAGGUUAAUCCUAAAGUUGCACUGGAGCUGGGAACAUACUGUGGCUACUCAGCUGUUAGGAUUGCUCGGCUGCUGAAAGCAGGCGCUCGUCUUCUCACUGUGGAGUUCAAUCCAGAAUUUGCUGCUAUAGCUAAACAGAUGAUUGAGUUUGCUGGAGUACAAGAUAAGGUAAAACUCCUUGAAGGCCCUUCAGAGGUAAUUAUCCCCCAGCUGAAAAAAAAAUAUGAAGUCGAUACUCUGGAUUUUGUCUUUGUGGACCACUGGAAAGACAGAUACACACCAGAUACCAUCCUGCUUCAGGAAUGCAGCUUGCUGCGGAAGGGCUCAGUUCUUCUGGCUGACAAUAUCAUCUUCCCAGGAGCUCCUGAGUUUGUUAAAUAUAUUCGCAACAACCCCCGUUUCCAAUGCAGUACCUACCCAUCUCAUCUGGAAUAUAUGAAAGUGCAGGAUGCUAUGGAGAAGGCUGUGUUUUUGGGAUAAAGACAGCCAUUAAUACUCAGUCUUUGUUUCUAAUGACAUAAACGUAACUACACAGGUUAACCUGACUGCGCUUUACGUUUUGCUGUUUGUAUUUUGGAGCUUAUCAUCUAGUGGGAAUCAUUUUAUACCAGGCGGAAACCAAGACUUGGAUUAAGCAAGGCAUCCACUUAAAGGCCCGUUCCACUGCUUCACAUUAUUCAGGAAACCCAAGGUGAUCAACAUAUUGUCAAACAACACAGGCUGUUAUUUUGAGCUCAAACCUGAACAACCACAGUUGGUAGGAUGAGAGUAACAUGAAAAAAGUCACUCAAUUCCUAAGAACUUACGUUCUAAAGCUAAACUAUCUUCCAUUCUCAAGCAUGAAAAAAGCAUGCAUGUUGCAAGAGAAGAACUUUACAGAAACCCUGAUUAUGCUAAAUUGUUAUGCUGCUUCGACCAGUGAAGGUUCUUAUAAUGUCAGAUGCAUUUUGGCAUUGUAGCAAAUGUUAAUUAUCUCCUUGCUGAAGAAAAGGGCAAAUACUGAAAGAAGAAAAAGUUGCACAGUGAUGGGAAGGGUAACAGAACUAUGCAUAAAACAAAGAAAAAAAUGAUUAUAUCUGCACAUGGAGAUAAUUGAAGAAGUGAGCAGAUUAAAACAAACACAACAGACAGAUAACAAAAAGCAGGUUCUUUCUAACAGAAUACCAGAAUGACAAAAUCACUGAGAUCUUGAGAAAAUACAUCCCUUCAUUACAUUUACUCAUUCCUUUCUUAUAUUGUAUAUACAUAGCGUGUGCAUUUGAGACGCAGGCCAAGCUGUUUACUCUGAAGUGCUGUGUAAGUUCAGUGAGAAUGGGUUUUUACCAAGUGGGUCCUGCACACCUUGUUUAAUCUAUUAGUUGUAGUUAGCACUGAAUUUCAAGGUUUAUUAAUGAGAAAAUUUACAAAACCAAUCAUGAGUCUCUUAACUCACCCAAACAAUAGAAAAAUCCACUGUCGUUUCUUUCUAUGACCUGCUGUGAUUAUAUAAUGAGCCCAUGGUUGCUUUUAUGAAUAAAAAUUAAAAAAACAAUAGAGAAGA